Messenger RNA from Acyrthosiphon pisum (pea aphid), 933 nucleotides. RefSeq lists its product as uncharacterized. The record is from RefSeq and is marked predicted. Lineage: Eukaryota; Metazoa; Arthropoda; Insecta; Hemiptera; Aphididae.
AUUGCACUGACGAACGCGGUCCUAAAACGAAAACAAUUAUCAAGGAAUGUCAGAGUACACGAUUUACGCCGUUUUUGCGGUGGUGGUGGCUGUGACUGUGACGGCAAUCGAACAACCGGACGAGGUCGGUCCCGAGGGGGUGUUCGAGAAAUCCGUUUCGGAAAUGAUGGAGCACGAGAAGGGUAUGACCAAGGACGUUGCGGAGAUGUUGGUGGCGAAUGAGUCGCUAGGUAGUGCGAAAGCGGCGGACAAUGUAGACGCUACCGAGGCGAUGGCACAGACCGAGAAGCUCAACCGGGCGCUAAUGGCCAUGGACGAGGUGCAGAGGACCGCGGCCGACGUGUACGACCGGAGUUACGACGAUUUCCUGGACCUGUAUCCGGCGUGGCGCAUGUACCUACUUUGCAACAAACCUAAGAAAAAGAGGGUGCUGUUUAAGCGCUACAAGGCGCUGUUGACCCGAUACAAUGCAGGCCGAAAGGCGCUCAUCGAGGACUUGGGCGUGCUCGUUGGCCUCGAGAAGGCGCUGUUGCCGUCCAACGCGUAUGCCGACCCCGACGAGCGGAUUAAGCCGUCGGCCGACACGGUCGCGGUGCUCGAAAACUUUGCGUUACAACCUAAAGACCCGUCCAGCCGAAUUGCCGACGACAAUGUUUCCGAUUUCCCGUCAUUAGCGGUAACGUAAAUAUUUGUCGACAAAUGUUUCUCUGGACCGGGUUCAAAAGUUAGAUUAAUUUCCAGUACUUCCGUCAUAAUCGAUGUACGCCAAUUUACGUGAAGUUGUUAUGUUGACCGAACGUCGUGCGUAAACCGAUAUUGUAACAUUAUAUUAUUAUAUAUAUAUCGAGCGUAACAUAAUACGCAUUGCUGGUACUUAUCUAAUAAUAAUAUUAUAUUUAUAUUUAGCUGUACAAUGUAUAUUAUAUAUAUAUG